AUGAAGGCGACAAUAGCGACUGAACGUCACAGACUGGCGCGACGCAAUUGUCCGCGCCGAUUCGUAGAUGGACGCGGACUCGAUAAGACCUGGCAAGCAGAUCUCGUUGACAUAACCGCAUAUAGCUCGCACAACAAGGGCUACAAAUACCUGCUUACAAUCAUCGACAUAUUUUCCAAGUACGCGUGUGCGGUGCCGAUAAAGUCCAAGAGUGGGAAAGAUGUAACUACCGCCAUGAAAUUUGUACUAACACAGAACCGCAUCCCAAAGCAUUUACACGUCGAUCAGGGCAGAGAAUUUAAUAUCAACAUGUAUUCGACAUUUAGCAAUUUAAGGGCGUCUAUAUGCGACAUCGCACUGAAGCCGGUGGAUGUCAGCACAGUCAACGAAAAACAACUAUAUCGAAGCAUUUACAAGCCCCGCCAAAUCAAGCGGAGUAAUCGGAAGCGGAAAUUCAAAGUUGGCGAUCGAGCCCGGAUCAGCAAGUACAAAAAUGUAUUCGAAAAAGGCUAUGCACCCAACUGGACAUCGGAAAUAUUCACCGUGAGCGAGGUGAAAAAUACCAAUCCCCCGACGUACAAACUUACCGAUUAUCAAGAUCAAUCCAUCGAAGAAGGCUUCUAUGAGGAAGAACUCAAUUAA
Messenger RNA from Diprion similis, 642 nucleotides. RefSeq lists its product as uncharacterized. NCBI's taxonomy places the organism in Eukaryota, Metazoa, Arthropoda, Insecta, Hymenoptera, Diprionidae. The record is from RefSeq and is a predicted model, not a curated record. Gene Ontology annotation, molecular function: nucleic acid binding. The transcript has 2 exons. Gene Ontology annotation, biological process: DNA integration. Bases 1 to 642 code for a protein of 213 amino acids.